Molecule: messenger RNA, 2469 nt
Organism: Mercenaria mercenaria
Lineage: Eukaryota; Metazoa; Mollusca; Bivalvia; Venerida; Veneridae
Product: tripartite motif-containing protein 2-like
Exons: 3
Coding region: 347-1570 (407 amino acids)
Biological process (GO): proteasome-mediated ubiquitin-dependent protein catabolic process; negative regulation of translation; protein polyubiquitination
Molecular function (GO): translation repressor activity; protein binding; ubiquitin protein ligase activity
Source: RefSeq, a predicted model, not a curated record
CAAGAGCUUGAAACAGGGAAGAGUGGACAGAUCCAAUACUCUUGGAAUGUAGUCAUGAUCAAGGCACUGAAAAGUUUGGUCAAACACAAUGCAAUACAAUGCAAUGUCAUAUGAGACCAACAGGAUUCUUCUAAUAUACGACAUCACCGUACAUGCCUUAUUUGCACCGCCGUGUAUUUUUGUUACUUUAUGAUUACCGUGCAAAUGCAAAAUGUAAUAGUUUGCAGUACGGCUGUCCUGACGUAAAGUAAAGUCACUGAUAACACAAGUGUAAAUAUUGUUCACGAGACAGUCUCACUGAUGAUAAAGUUGCAAGGACGUGCUGGUCUAUAGUUGUGUAAUCACUAUGACACAAGUUCUCAGAAAAUGUAAAUCAGUCUUGUUUGGUAAAGGUGUUCUGAAAAACUUCGAAGAGCGUCGACGGUCGACAUCAGAGACUAAUGACGAAUGGGAAGAGGAGGCGAAAUUGUAUCGCAGAGAACGGAGAGUGACCUUCGCUGAUAUAGAAGAACUUCAUACGAAAUUUGCCAAAUCAACUAGAAGUUCUGCAGAAGUGGGCUUAACCAACGUUGGGUACAUACACAGAAACUGUGCCGAACAUCUCGAUGUACAGACUGAUCCUGUUUUCUCGCACAUUCCGGAAGAGCCUGCUGAAAGUGUCAUCGGUCACGUGACAGUAUUACGUACAUCAGACGGUGCUCAAAAGCGGCAUGCUAGAAAUUGUGACCCGCACGAAGUGACGUUUGGCAAGAGGGGUAAGAACGUCGGUGAAUUCCAAGACGCCACCGGUAUCACCUACAUAUCACGUGAUCAAGUACUCGUGACCGAUAUGGUAAACAACAGAAUGCAGCUGUGCAACAGGACCGGAGAAACGUCUGUAGUAUACAGUGGUGAAGAUAUUUCUGAGCCUUGGUCUGCUUGCCUGACAACUGACGGAUAUAUUGCGUUCACGUCUCGCCGACGGAAAUGCGUAGUUGUGAUGUCCAGGGAAGGCGAUAUUUUAUGGUCAUUUGGCGCAGGUUUCUUUGAAUGUCCAUGCGGUGUCUGUGUUGAUACAGACGGCAAUUUCGUUGUAACAGAUGCUUUCACAAACUGUGUAUCAAUUCACAACAAAACUGGCCAAUUCCUGAAGUACAUAGGGAAUCCUAAAAUAGCAGACCAACAAUUCUCAAAACCAAGAUACGUAUGUGUAUCUCCCCGCGGUGAAAUCAUUGUUUCAGAUUCUGGACAUCACCGAAUUAAGCUCUUCGACAAGGGUGGGCAUUUCGUCCGCUCCAUCGGGAAAUUUGGAAAGAAAGAUGGCGAACUGAAGACACCGUACGGUGUUUGCACGGACAGUUUAGGUCAUAUUUUAGUGGCAGACCAUUACAACAAUCGCAUAUCCAUGUUCACACGAGAGGGCGCCUUUGUUUGCCACGUGAUCGAGGAAAGCCUUAGUGUAAAACAUCCUAAAGGAAUAGCUUUGAGUCCGCAUUUAAAUCUGUACGUCUCCAGUGGUGAUUUAAAAGCGUGUGAAAUAAAAAUCUAUAAACUCAAAUGUUCUGAUCCCACAGUCAUUGUUGACGUAUAAGAUAUACUAGUGCAUUAAAGCUACUCGCCCAAAGUUUGGGUGAAAUUUUCCAGCAAGUUUAUUUCCACCAGAUUUGGCAUAGAAUGUAUAUAUGAUACUGCAAAGGAUAAAGUGAGGGAAAAUCAAAGUUAGAUAUUGAUUAAAAUGCAAGAAGAAUGUAAUUUCUGUAUUAUUUCAACAGCAUUGCAACGGUUUACUACCUCUAUUAUUUUUAGUUGUUUAUAAGAAAAUCUUUCAAAAAUCGUAUGUAAAAUAAGUUUGUACCACUAUAGUGACUUUCAGAGUAUUCACUUUUUAUGGAUUUUGAGAGAAAUUAUUUCUCGCCUAAAAUGUGUGGGUUAGUCCUUUUAAGCAAAUGGAUAAUAUUAAAAUAGCAGCACACAAGUCUUCACUACUUUGACGAGAACAAAUAGCCUGUGCCGCCUAAUUAGAAUUAUGAAAGUACAUGUGUACGGAUUAAAAGUCUUGCGUAAUAACAAUGAAGCUGAAAUAUUUAGGAAUAUCUUACUGAAGCACUAUAUUACCUGAAGUACUUUGAAAAUAUCCAGUGCGUAUCGUCAUUUUAGAUACUAACUUGAAAUGUAGAAAAUCCCCAUCAUAGGAGUUUAAGUAGACAAAAAAUAUAAACUGUGUAUGAAGAGCUACAAUCAUUUUGUUUAAAGACUUACAGUCGUUUUAGUGGUUGUACAUACCUAUUUUAUGUUUAGCUAUAAUGGCCGCCAAUUUUAAUUUGCCAAAUAACUUUCCCAUGGAAAGAACAUGUGAUAAAUUUUCCCAUGGGAAAGUGGAUUUCCCCAUGGGAAUUUCCCAUGGGAAAUAUAUUUGUUUCUUAAAAUGAUAAAUCAUUAUCUUUUAAACUUAUUCUACACCAGGCACAUUAUAACAUGACUCUGGAAAAA